AUGGCGACCACCGACAUCCGCCUCUCCAUCGGGCACCAGACCCGCUUCGCCCUCCGCCUAGCCUCCGCCAUCUCCUCGCCCUCCCACGCCAAGGGCUCCGCCGGCAACGCCGCCUUCUCCCCGCUCUCGCUCCACGUCGCGCUUAGCCUCGUCGCGGCCGGCGCCGGCGGCGCCACCCGCGACCAGCUCGCCGCCGGCGGCGCCACCCGCGACCAGCUCGCCGCCGCGCUCGGGUCCGCGGAGAAAGGCGGGUCCGAGGACCUCCACGCGCUCGCCGAGCAGGUGGUUCAGGUCGUGCUCGCCGACGCGUCGGGCGCCGGCGGCCCGCGGGUCGCCUUCGCCAACGGCGUCUUCGUCGACGCGUCGCUCAAGCUCAAGCCUUCCUUCAAGGAUCUCGCCGUGGGCAAGUACAAGGCCGAGACGCAGUCCGUGGACUUCCAAACUAAGGCUGCUGAAGUUGCUGGUCAGGUGAACUCCUGGGUAGAUAAAAUCACAACAGGUCUCAUCAAAGAGAUCCUCCCUGCAGGGUCUGUUGACAAUACCACUAGACUGGUUCUUGGUAAUGCCCUUUAUUUCAAAGGAGCCUGGACUGAGAAGUUUGACGCGUCCAAGACAAAAGAUGAGAAGUUCCACCUCCUUGAUGGGAGCUCAGUUCAAACACCAUUCAUGUCCAGUACAAAGAAGCAAUACAUUUCGUGUUCUGACAGCUUGAAGGUACUGAAGCUUCCUUACCAGCAAGGCGAGGACAGGAGGCAGUUCUCCAUGUACAUUCUUCUUCCAGAAGCACAGGAUGGUCUCUGGAACUUGGCCAACAAGUUGAGCACCGAACCAGAGUUCUUGGAGAACCAUAUCCCAAUGCAGAAGGUUCCUGUCGGGCAGUUCAAGCUUCCGAAGUUCAAGAUAUCGUUUGGAUUUGAAGCGUCUGAUAUGCUCAAAGGUUUGGGUCUCCAGCUGCCGUUCAGCGCAGAGGCUGAUCUUUCGGAGAUGGUGGAUUCAUCGGCGGGCUUAUACGUCUCGUCCGUUUUCCACAAGUCGUUUGUCGAGGUGAACGAAGAAGGCACCGAGGCUGCCGCGGCAACUGCUUCUGUGGUCACACUUAGGUCACUGCCAGUAGAGCCCGUGAAGGUGGAUUUCGUCGCGGAUCACCCUUUCCUCUUCCUUAUCCGAGAAGACCUCACAGGCGUGGUGCUAUUCGUCGGUCAUGUGUUCAAUCCCUUGGUGUCUCCAUGA
Triticum turgidum subsp. durum (durum wheat) is the source of this 1230-nucleotide messenger RNA. NCBI's taxonomy places the organism in Eukaryota, Viridiplantae, Streptophyta, Magnoliopsida, Poales, Poaceae. The record is from the annotation of a GenBank genome assembly.